AUGUGUGUGUGUGUGUGUCAUGUUUGUGUGUGCAUGUGUGUGCAUGCAUAUGCAGGCCACAAGCACAGAGCAAUAGGCAAAGUGAAUGGGAAGUCUCAGGCAUUUGCUGAUUUUCAUAUAGCAUUGUCAGUUGGGAAAAAACAGAAGAAUUUCACUUCUCCUAACGCUGUCAUAGCUGGGACGUGAGGAUGAAUAUGAGUCAGCAGAACUCCUCCAUGCAAUGCAAGCUAGACACCAGGAUCACCUCGGUCCUCUUCCCCUGCUUGUAUUCUGCCCUCUUCCUGGCUGCCAUCGUCCUCAACUGCUUGGCUGCCUGGAUCUUCUUCCAGAUCCACAGCAGCUCCACAUUUGUGGUGUACCUGAAGAAUGUGGUGGUGGCCGACCUGCUCAUGACUCUGACUGUUCCUUUGAAGGUACUAACGGACGCGGGCAUAGGCUCAGCCACACUGAGGGCCUUCUACUGCCGCUACACGGGCGUGCUCUUCUACACCACCAUGUACAUCAGCAUCCUGCUGCUGGGUCUCAUCAGCCUGGACCGCUACCUGAAAAUCGUGCGGCCCUUCGGAAAGUGCGCCCUACAGCGGGUCGGUGUGGGUAAGGCAGUGUGCGCAGGGGUCUGGGCCGUCAUGGUGGCUUUUGCGCUGCCUAAUGUGAUCCUGAGUGACCGUGAGCUUCCUGUGGGUCGCAGCGGGAAGCUGAAAUGCAGCAGCAUGAAGAGUGAUCUGGGCCUGCGCUGGCAUGAGGGCUUUAACUACUUUUGCCAGGUGGUGUUCUGGGGGACGCUGGGUUUAAUGGCCAUUUGCUACACCUUCAUCAGCAGGAAGGUAUACGAGUCGUACCGCACCUCGCGGAGCAGCUCCGGCACCGCCAGCAAACGCACCAAGUCCAAGGUGUUUGUCGUGGUGGGCGUGUUCUUUGUAUGUUUCGCUCCCUUCCACUUGGCCCGAGUGCCCUACACCCUCACUCAAACACGAGGCACAUCCGCACAUUGCUGGUCUCAGAAGCAGCUCUACUUGGCAAAGGAGAUCACACUCUGGCUGUCAGCCACCAACAUUUGUCUGGAUCCUCUCAUUUAUGUCUUCCUGUGCCGAGUCUUCCGCAGGAAAUUAACUGCUACGCUCUGCCGCAAGCCUUUGGCCAGUGGAGGGCUCGAGUCCCCUACAGAGACCUCGACCAAGCAGGAGAUGUCUCACAUGGGUCAUUAUAACAAGGCUAAUGAGUUCCACUCACAUUAGCAUCAUCAUAAACAUGGAAGUCUGGUCACAAUACACUGGUCUGGAUUAAAAUAAUGGAGUUGACUGGAUUGAAUAACAUUAUCCCUGAACUUCGAUUCAUCACAGAGGAAUUUUAUAAAAUGAUAUUUUUACUGUAUAUAACUGAAGCUUGUUGAAAUGCCUGUUUGCCACCAUGAGCUGAUUUCUUUCAUCAUUUAUCAAAACACAAUACACCACUUUUACUCUUUUGAUAUGCUUUACUCAAGAAUACUAUUUUUCAGUGAUUUAGAUUCUACUUGAUGAUGAAACCGUGUGUACUGAUGUGCGUCAUGUAUAUUUGUAUUCCUGAUUUCUAUAAGUAUUAGAGAUGGCUCAUUCCUUGCAUGUGGUUCCUUUAAGGUUUUAAUGCCAUUAUGGUGUAUGCACUUCAACUGAAUAUCACAGUUUCAUAUCUGUGGUGGUCUAGGAAAACCCAUCAGAUGUCUCUGUGGCUGAAUUCUGACAAACAGCCAAAAAGAAUGAAAAAAAAAAAAAGACCAAAAUUGUUUUUUCUGCCUAUAACCUAUUUUGUCACUUCAACUUUAAAUACCUUUAAAUACAACUAGAAACCAUAAAUACACUUCAAAUACACAAACAGAAAUGCUUUUAUGUACUUUUUUAAACUGCUCAUUUCCUGUGAAGAUCAUGUGGUAUAAAGAGCGAGUUCAACAAAUGCUGUGUUUACAAACCACCAGUCUGCCUAAAGAUGUGUAAAACCUCACUAGCACUAUGUGAUUUGUCACGCAAUGAAUGUCAGAUAUCAAAUACCCUCAGAAUGUCUGUUAUGCACCUGCGUCACAGUAGAAAUGAAAUUAUUUAAAUUCUCCCUUUUUCACUUUUGGGGGUAACCAGAUGUAUAAAUAUACAGUAGAUUAGAAAUUACAAAGAAAAACACAUUUCAAUACAGUAAAAGUCUGUAGUUUUCAGAAAUAUAUAGUAGGAAAUGUCAUCAUUUCAGCAUGUAAAGGGUUUUCCCAGGCCGCCACACACAUGUUCAUGCUAAUUUUAUAUUUACAUGUUAUGUGUAUAUAUAUGCUUUACUCUGUCUGUGUCAGCAGAUUAAUUUAUUGGUCGUUACUGAUCUCACAUACUGGCAAAUGACUAAAAUUCUGUGUUUCUUUGCCUAGAAAUAUGGAAUAAGUGAAUAGAUUGAUGUCAUAUUUAAUAACCUCACACUGGCAUCAUGUAAAAGAAAAGGAAUUUUUAGACCUAAUCAACUUAUGAAGUUGAAAUUUCCACCAAAAUGUGAUGUCUAUUCAUGAAAAUGAUAUCAAAGUAGCUUGUCUCUAAGCAAAUAUACAUUAAUUACAAUGAAAUGGUUUCCUUCAGGGACAGAAAAGACUCAUGAUAUAUAGGAAUUUCUAUUUGGUCUUGCAGUAUAAGCUAUAAAUAUUUUUCUUCCAUAUUUUUAAUGGCCUAAAGUGAAUAUAACUAAAUGAUCAGGACUAGUGAGUGUUAAUGAGUGUAAAGUCAGGAUAAUAUUAUUUAAAGGGUCACAGCAAAACAUUGUCCUAGUGAGCCCUAUUAACUCAGUCCUUUAGGUACUUUAUAGAUUUUUUCAUUUCUGUCAUUUCAAGUGCAAAAAUUAGCCUAAGUAGCAAUUCCUUUUUCAAUGUGUCAUCUGUUUUUUAGCAGCUUAACCCAUGUUGGGACUUUCCUUCUUUUUAAUCUAAACUCAGCAUUUUUUUUGUUUGUUUGUUUGUUUGAUUCCUCCUAGCAGUAAUUUCUUUUGCUGCUUUAAAGACUGAUAUUAUAACAGAUAUUAAAUUUAAAAUGUAAUUUAUUUAAUGUAUAAUAUGUUAACAGUGAUGUUUUACUGUCCCAAAUUCUCUAAGAGUACAGCUGCCAUUUCUGGUCCAAGCUUAUUUGUAAUAAAAAUAAAAAUACAGACAUUUAUAUAAGAUUUCUUCCUUUUUUUAAAUGUCUUGGGUACUUCUGUAUACACCUUUUUUUUUGUUUUUUUUCACUUCAAAUUUUGUGUCCACCUGAUUUCUUUCAAGCCCUUGAAUUUCAGUUUUGAAAUUAGGAUAGCACUUUAUUUUAUAGUAACUACAGUAUUUAAUGAGUAGAUAUGUAAUAAUUAAAAGUGAUGUCUUGUACGUACUUUACAUGUUGAAUAAAGUUGGAAAAUA
Molecule: messenger RNA, 3385 nt
Organism: Pangasianodon hypophthalmus (striped catfish)
Lineage: Eukaryota; Metazoa; Chordata; Actinopteri; Siluriformes; Pangasiidae
Product: P2Y purinoceptor 13
Exons: 3
Coding region: 189-1235 (348 amino acids)
Biological process (GO): negative regulation of adenylate cyclase activity; G protein-coupled receptor signaling pathway
Cellular component (GO): membrane
Molecular function (GO): G protein-coupled purinergic nucleotide receptor activity
Source: RefSeq, a predicted model, not a curated record